AGCGAGCCCCGGCGCUCGAGCGAGCGCUGCUCUCUCCGGCGGGAGUUUUGUGCGCCGCUGGGGCGCUGCGACCCUCUCGCCCACUGGCCCGUGUGUGCGCGCCUCUCUUGUUUCCCCCCCUUCUUGGCCCGCGCGCCUCCCGGAGUCCCGUACCGGGACGUUCGCCUCCGCCGCCGCCGCUCCCAAGCAGGAGCCCAGCGAUGCCAGCGGUGGCCGUCGCGCAUCGGCGGGGCUGACUGCUACGCUGUGUGGGCACCGGACGUCGACGCACGUGCUCUCUACGCCGUUCUCUGCUGGCGUCUGGCUGUGUGGGGCGCCUGGACGAGGCUCGCUCAACCGCGGUGCGUGGACGGCCUCCUAACUAGUGCGUGAGCGCCGACUGUGUCACAGACACGCCCCAGGAGAUUUCGCGGCGGGGCAACUUGUUGGUCACCACUCUUCAGAGCCGGCAGCACGUGUUCUCCGGUGGCGUAUCGCUUGGUGUCUCCGCGUCUUCUCGACAAGGAUCAGUCCCACGAAGCUUCCCGCAUGCGGUCACUGUAUAUGCUAUUGCGAAUGCCUCCUUGAAACGUUCCGACUGACUAGUAACGUUGACAUUGCGGGAACCACCUGUCUUCGUGGCCGUAAACGAUUUUGGCACCGUGUUGUGCGCGCCUACUGCUGCUCAUAAACGCUCGACCGCUUCUCGAAGUUUUGGUGUUCCUGAAAGAACGCUUGCUGGCACGAGAAGUAUAGCUUGCUGGUCAUUGCUGGAUGUGACACUGAAACUCACUAACGGUUCAUUUUAUUGAAGUGGUAAGCCUGACACUUUACUCGGACUUGGAAACAGAAGGCAACACCACCAUGCGCUCAAUGGGACAGUUUGUGUGUACUGCAUAAAACUGCUAAAAGAACGAAGAGUCACUCGUUUACAAACACGUGAAGCUUUGUUCAUAUAACUUUCAUACUAAGAGAAGUGCUUUGAACAAGAUUUUAUCUAAGUCUGCUCAGAUGUUACGUCUUUCCCCUAGGAUAUAAACGCCUCGGGAUGAACAAAACGUAGAAUAUUUUGGAGAACAACCAGAAGGUUAUUCGUUUUGCUUAUGAAGCAAAAGCGUUUACAGAAGUUUAUCGAGUGCGUCUUCAGAUUUAUUCGGCACCUGCUGUAAGACGCAUCUCUAGUUUACAAAUAACGUUAGAGGCCCAUUUCGACUUGUAGAGGAUUCCCGGUUUAUUUGAACUUUCUUUUGUUUCUCGCCUAGGCGCAGGAAUAGUAAUUGUGCAACCCUAGAACGCCCAGUGGUCUACUGCGACAAACUUGGAGAGAAUCAAGAGACUGCAACGCUGCCGCUGUUCUUUAAAACACGAACACGCGCCAGUGUCAGAAGCUUGCAGCAAGCGUGGCCGUCGAGUGAGGCGAUGCUGGUCAAUUUGGAGCAACCCAGUGAUGACUAAGCCCCGCGUCGACUCUCUCACAACGGCCUGCUUGCGGUGAAACAUUCCACCGAGUUCUAGAGAACGCGCACGAAUGAAACGGUGUGGACACGAUGCCUGACACCACGCGGCGGACAAUGACGGUCCAGCGGUGCUAUGGGGCGUCCUCCCGUCGUUGCCGGUGUGACGCGCCCCGGGAAAGUUGGCUUCUUGGCGCGCUCUGGAUUGCAGCCGCUUCGCACGCCGUCUACGGUGGCUCAUCAUCGGUGCACAGAAAACUCCCCAGCUUCGCCGAACCGAUCCCCAACGUGACGGUGGCAGCAGGACGAGAGGUGACCCUGACCUGCGUCGUCGACAACCUCGGGAGCUUCAAGGUGGCCUGGAUCCACACGGACCGGCACAUGCUGAUCUCGAUGCACGACAACCUGAUCACGACCAAUCCGCGGUACAACAUCGCGCACAACGGCCACCGCACGUGGCAGUUGCACGUGCGCGAGGUCGAGGAAGCGGACCGCGGCGAAUACAUGUGCCAGAUCAACACCAACCCGAUGAAGAAGAUGAUGGGCUACCUGCACGUCGUCGUUCCUCCGAGGAUCGACGACGAGAACACAAGCUCUGACGCGGAGGUGCGUGAAAACAGCGACGUGUCCUUAAGGUGCCGAGCUACGGGCACCCCCGAGCCGGUCAUCAAGUGGCGAAGAGAGGAUGACGCACUGAUACUGCUCUCCGGAAAGAAAGGAGUUCCCAGCUAUCAAGGCGAGUACCUGAACAUGAGCAAAGUGACGCGGCUGCACAUGGGGCCGUACCUGUGCAUCGCCUUCAACGGGGUGCAGCCAUCUGUCAGCAAGCGCAUACUCCUCAAGGUUGACUUCGCGCCCAUGAUCUGGCAGCCCAACCAGCUGGUCGGCGCGCCUCUGGGCGCCGACGUGACGCUCGAGUGCAACCUGGAGACGCACCCGCGUGGCAUGACCUUCUGGGAGCGGGACGACGGCACCAUGCUUAUCUCGAGCGCCAAGUACGACUCGCUGGUGCUCGAGACCGGGCCCUACCGCCUGCUGCUGCGCCUCACUAUACGUGACCUGAAGCCCGACGACUUCGGCACCUACAAGUGCGUCUCCAAGAACCCGUUGGGGGAGACGGAGGCAAACAUCAAGCUCCAAGAAAUACCCCGGCCGACGUCAUCGACCGUCGCCUCCUCCAGGGAGUUCCAAGUCAGGAAACACUGGGAGUCAACCUCAACUCAGCAAUCCAAUGGGCCCCGGCACCACUUGGGAACGCACGCUUCCAAUGCUCUGCUCAAAGAAGGGCGCAGAGGAGAGUACUCUACUGAAGAAGAAGGCACUCAGGGUUACCCUUCUCCCAACUUCAACCAGGACUACGAGAGAUCAGCAGACAAGGACAGUACGCGACCAUCGUCCGGUCACAACCUGGCUCCGCAGACUGGCAUCGCGUCUUCAGUCGUGGUCCUGGCCGCAGUUAGCGCUUUGCUGCUUCGCAUGUGCGGCGUCUGAUCACUGCUUCCUCCGAGGACCGCUGCAAUUGGGAACUACGCGUGUACUGCUUCCAGACCCUGCGCGCAGCCAACGUGGACAAAAAUGAAAAAAAAAGAAAGAAAGAAAUUGAAAGAUGAACACAUUGCUAAGAAUCGCAUCUUUCUGUUCGUCCCCGCCAUCUGCUUGGCCCGGGAAAAGAAAAGAACAGAAGGAAAAAAGAAUGUCACAAGCCAUCACCGUUAAACGUGCGACCUCUCACGAAAGAACUGAUGGACGCUUAGUGCAUGGUGACAAUGGUCCUUCGGUGCUUCUCAGAUCCCAACAGCCGUCGUGCGUCAUGGGAAGAUGCUUCGGGCCGAUCCGCAGUGGUUGUAAGAGUAACAGCUUCAGCGCCAAAACACCGAAGCAGACAACGAUGACGUCUGCUCGGGUAACCUGCGGGCACACCUGAGCCACCUACUCCCAACUUGUCCUCCUCCUCCUCUUCCUCCUCCUACCCCUACUUGCUCCCUGUUUCUGUCAAAAAAAAAAGAAAAAAAAGAAAAGGAAACGACGUGCCAACAGAUGCCAACUCAAAGGAGAAGAACCCAAGCAAGUUGUAGCUGAAUUGCUUGAUAAUGGUGAACGCUUAACAGAAUGUUGUCGCAGUUUAGCAAGUUGCAAAGUGUUUGAACUCGAGAGCUGCUGCUGUAUUAUUUUAGAGCGGUUGGAGUCAGAAACCAUCGGUGCCCAUGCACUUAUGAAAACAAAGUGUCAGAGUGAAACUACAGCGUUGCGAUCGCUGUGUAGAGAAGGUGACUUAGGCGAUAUGUUUGAUUCUCAUAUAUACAUUUAGAUGCUUUGGCGUCUUCAUAAUAUGGCAAUAUUAUAAAAUAUAGUAUAAACAUGACACAAAGGGGCCAGAAUUUGGUGCACUGAAAUCUGAUUGUUGGAGCCCGCACGUAAUAAUUUUCAAACCCUCCUGUUGGAAGCUGUCGAGAUGAGCUAAAAAAAAUCAAGGUUGAAAGAGUGACGUCUUUGCUGUUACCAUGCAUUAAAGUCACGUUGAUAAGUGGGAAGCAGCAGGUUCAUCAAGUUUGGACUUUAAACUUCCCUUUAUCAGCAUCUCCUGUCCGCUGAUCACAGUCCGCUUUAUAUCGAUAAAGUUCGACAGACGUAGGACCUAUGCUUUCUGGACAUACGGGUAACUAUCCAGAGUAAACGUCUCACAGCAGCAGCUCUCGAGUUUCGUGUGACCGUGUGUUUUACCAUUAAAGCGGGUAGGAAUGGGCUGCUUGCGCUCUCUAAGCACGUGCAGUCUUUGUCAAAAGUUCAGAAUCCGCUGCAUCCAUGGCCAGCCUCCUCGUAAACUCGCGUACGCAGGACCCUUGUGGAACUGUUCUCGUUUCAAAGGACGAGGGAUUCACGGAGGCUGUGUUCCUUGCUUUACUGAGCUUCGCACUGCGAGACGUGCUGCAGAAACCCUGCCCCAGGGUCCUGCAGCUGGUCUCCUUAGAUGCGGAGCGGCUCCAGAAAUUUUGACAAACGCUGUAUUUCCUCGGAAGGCUGUGACAGCAGCUUUGCUUUAACUGCUCUGAUGGGUUCGUGUUUUCUUUUGUGUAGUUUUAUAGAUGCCACAUGAGUUGAAUGCACUAUUUUGGUUACGACACAUCGUGCGAACGGUUUUUUGUGCGUGUGUGUGUGAUUCGAUGGAGGCGAGACUGCUGACGUUCUCGUCUUUAAUGGCGGUGGUACUUUUAAACGCACUAGUGAAGGGCCACGUAGCAUUUCUGUAGUACGGCGUACGUACAAUGCAUUUUAGCUUCAGCGAGCCUGGGCUUCUGCGUGCUGCAAAAUUACGCCAUUACAUGACUGAAUUACGUCAUUGCUAGCAGUUGUAGACAUCUACGUCCUCCGCUGCUAAUAAUAUACCGCAUACCGUACGAUCAACCUUUAAACGCGGUGUUAAAUAAUUGACUGCUCAGCGGGCUCUCUGAAGCUAAACGCAUUAACCUUGUAUAUGAUGCCGGGUUUGAGGCCACUACACUUGUAUUUUGUUGCAGAUAAAUAUUUUUUCUUUGUUAAAUUAUCAAAGUUAGCUCUUAUUACUGCUAGAGCUACUGCUUAGUUUUCGUUCACUCAGUGAGCCACGAGUAUAUUGCGUGCUUUUGUAUAUAUGUAUGUAGUGAAGUUGAUUUCUCUCUGUCUAUCGAGGUUUCAUAUGUUUUACUGCGAUAAAAUUUCCUCGUGACAAAUAUUGGCGCGUGGACAAUGCUGUCGGCGUCAUAAAACGGUACACUGACAUUAUGUAUACCGUGCCCUCUUUCCAUUACAAAGUCACUUUCUUGUGCUGUGUUGCUUUUCUUUGUUUCUGCUCACUCGACUUACUGACAAGCAGCGUCUCUGUAUUUACUGCUUGGGUGACAAAAACGAGCUUUCGAAGAAAUAAAGUUGUACAGUCCGUGGA
Molecule: messenger RNA, 5352 nt
Organism: Dermacentor albipictus
Lineage: Eukaryota; Metazoa; Arthropoda; Arachnida; Ixodida; Ixodidae
Product: neurotrimin-like
Cellular component (GO): neuron projection
Source: RefSeq, a predicted model, not a curated record